Messenger RNA from Venturia canescens, 2864 nucleotides. RefSeq lists its product as uncharacterized. The transcript is spliced from 2 exons. Lineage: Eukaryota; Metazoa; Arthropoda; Insecta; Hymenoptera; Ichneumonidae. The record is from RefSeq and is a predicted model, not a curated record. The coding region runs from base 439 to 2427 and encodes 662 amino acids.
GGUAUUUGGAUUUCACUAACAUCCGUUUUAUUUGAUAAGAAUUAGCUUAGGAAGCGUUCACACGGUUUUGUAGCUGUCUCAGCAAAAGUGACCGUGAGAGGCCGACCGUACUACGCUCGAUCAACGCACGUUACCCGCGCGAAGUAUACAUAAUAGCACGAAGGUAGAUUUUUUUAAGCGUGCGAAGUUCAGUUUUAAAACACUCCUUCGACUUGGUACGAUCUCGAGAGACGUAACCGACAAUAGCCGAAGUUCAGAACGAAAAACUUGUGAAUGUUUUAUGAAUCAGUGAAGAACAGUAAUAAAUUUAAGUUUUAAUAAAAAAAAAACAAUCGAGUGAAUUUUUAUUCCGAAGAUAAACCCGUGGCAUAACAUAAAAUUGGUGGCAGCUUAAAAGGAUUAUUCAAACCAGUGUUCGAAGACACCGACUUGAGAAAAAUGAAGGGAAUAGCAAUGCUAUUAACCAUACUGAUUGAAAUAUUGAGGACCGAUGCCAGAAAUUAUGAGGAAACAGAAUUUUUGACGUUACCGAAUUUGCACAUGGAAUAUUUGGGAAAUACAAGAUUCUUUCAUGAGACCUACAACGUGAUUUCAUACUAUAAUUUGGACGAACUCACUUGGGAGGAGAGCGAAAUCACUAAAGGAUUGAAUUUCGUGGAAAAUCUGUGUUCUCAAAAUUGCACAGAAAAGAGAUUGAUUCAACGACUACGUGAACAAUUAAACAUCAUCCGUAACGAUAAGUACACACUGUUUUCAACCAUCGGCGUACCAACCCUUUAUCGAAAUAAACGUGGUUUGUUUGACUUUGUGGGAAAAAUAAGCAAAAUUUUAUUCGGAACUAUGAGUGCAGAUGACGCGGAGUAUUAUAACAAAGAAAUAGAUGCAGUCCAUAAUGAUAACAAACGAAUUGGGGAAUUAUUCAGAAAUCAGACUCACAUAAUUCAACUCUUUCUUCAAAAAAGUGAAGGGCUUUUUCGUAAAUACAAUGAUACAUUCAAUAAAAUCAAUCUAAAUUUCCAGAAUCUUGGUAAUGAAUUAAAUGAAUUGAUAAAAAGAGACGAGGUAUUAGCAAAGGAUUCUUUGUUAACAGAAAUGUGUUUGGAAAUUGAAUUAGCAUUGAUAGGACUAGAUAGAAAUGUGAGGAUUUUAAUAGAAUCAAUCAUGUUUGCAAAAACUGGUCAGACAAACCCUCAACUAUUAUCGCCGGAAUUAUUAAUGAGUGCUAUUAAAUUAAUAAAAGAGGAAAAGGGAAGCGAUCAGAUGCCCAUCCCCGUUCAUGAUGGCAACUAUUUCGAAUAUUUGGAAGUCAGUGAUGUGGCUAUUAGUGUCAUAGGAUACCGUUUUGUGUAUGUUACAAAAAUACCAAUUCUUGAAGUCGAAAAUUACAAAGCAUUCAGAGUGAUUCCAGCUCCGAAAUUGAUUGGAAACAACUUAAUUGCAUACAUCUCGAAUCCACACGAUUAUAUUAUUACUAAUGAUGAAAAAUUAUUGUACACCCCGAGCGACGAACGUUUUUUAGACACCUGUAAGGUGCACCAAUUUCGAUAUUUUUGCAAAAGGAUAAACCCGAAAUAUUAUAUGAAAGCACACGACACUUGUCUGAGUAAAAUAGUAAACGAACCUCUAAAGUUGAACAAAAACGACUGUACUAUUAAAAUAGUCCACGUAACUCACACGAUGUGGGUUCAAUUUAAGAGUAAUAAUAAAUGGCUAUACACUGCACCAAAACCGGAAUCCAUUCGCAUAAUGUGUAAAGAGAACGUAGAAGAAAAAAUGAUAAACGGCACUAAAAUUCUUUGGAUAGAACCAGGAUGCAGUGCAGUAACCAAUGAUGCUAUACUAAAUUCACACAUCGAAAAGGAAUACGAGCAAAAUAAGGCAUUUACUCCCCUCAUCACUUAUAAUUUUAGCGAUCACUUCCAAGUAUUAGAGAAAUCAUUUUUUAACCUUAGUCUUGUUAGAAUUCAUACAAUUGAAACACCAGAUGUGAAAACAGGUGACCUCACCAAAUACGGAACUAAAUUGAGUGACCUUAGCAAAGAAAUAGACGAAAUUGGAAGUCAUCAAAGAACUAAAUCUUUUCAAGAAAAUUUAAUAACAUGGUUUUGGUACAUCUUAUAUGGGGUGGCUACGGUACUAAUAAUUUAUCUAACUUUUAAGUUAAGAAUCGUAAAAAUCUUGAAAUGUCUAUUAAACAAGGUAUCCAAUCUGUGUACUUCAUUGUCAAAUUACUUCUUGGAUCAACAGACUGAACGUAAUGCUUUUCGAAAUGACAUUUUUAUGGAAUCAAUACCAGAAGUCAACUCAGUAUCAAGUCUAGAAACGUUGCCAAAUAGACCUGUCAAAAUUAAACAUUCUUCUCAAACAACAAGGGGAAAUUUAAGACAUUCCAAUUUGCGCAUUUCAGAAUUUUGCGAUCAUAAUUAAGACAACUAGAAAUUAAAAGAGAAAUCCCUUAUUAUAAAAUUGUAAGUGGGAUUUCUCAUCUAUGGGUGGAGGUGUUAUGCCGGAGGUAUUUGGAUUUCACUAACAUCCGUUUUAUUUGAUAAGAAUUAGCUUAGGAAGCGUUCACACGGUUUUGUAGCUGUCUCAGCAAAAGUGACCGUGAGAGGCCGACCGUACUACGCUCGAUCAACGCACGUUACCCGCGCGAAGUAUACAUAAUAGCACGAAGGUAGAUUUUUUUAAGCGUGCGAAGUUCAGUUUUAAAACACUCCUUCGACUUGGUACGAUCUCGAGAGACGUAACCGACAAUAGCCGAAGUUCAGAACGAAAAACUUGUGAAUGUUUUAUGAAUCAGUGAAGAACAGUAAUAAAUUUAAGUUUUAAUAAAAAAAAAAACAAUCGAGUGAAUUUUUAUUCCG